Messenger RNA from Hibiscus syriacus, 858 nucleotides. RefSeq names its product transport and Golgi organization 2 homolog. Bases 37 to 843 code for a protein of 268 amino acids. NCBI's taxonomy places the organism in Eukaryota, Viridiplantae, Streptophyta, Magnoliopsida, Malvales, Malvaceae. The record is from RefSeq and is a predicted model, not a curated record. The transcript has 5 exons.
UGAACCAAUUCACUCAAACCCAAACAAUUGAAUACCAUGUGUAUUGCUGCUUUUGUUUGGCAAGCUCAUCCACGCUAUCCUCUUCUUCUGCUACAUAAUCGAGAUGAAUACCACAACAGGCCUACAAAGGCAUUGGCAUGGUGGGAUGUUGAUGGUUGCGAGAUAUUGGGAGGAAGAGAUGAAGUUGCAGGAGGGACAUGGAUGGCAUGCUCCAGACAAGGCAGAGUAGUUUUUCUCACCAAUGUGUUGGAGCUUCAUCAUCUUCACCAAGCCAAUACCCGCGGGGAACUCCCUCUACUUUUCUUCAAGAGCACAAAGAGCCCCAUGGAAUUUGCCCACCAACUGGCUGCCGAUGCUCAUCGAUACAAUGGAUUUAACCUCAUUGUAGCUGAUAUUCCUUCCAAAUCAAUGGUUUUUAUCUCCAACAGGCCAAUGGGGGAGCCCAUUGCCAUCCAACAGGUUUCUCCAGGUCUUCAUGUGCUCUCAAAUGCCAAGCUUGACUCACCCUGGCCCAAGGCUCAAAGACUAGGUAAAAGCUUCAAACAAGUACUGAACAAAUAUGGUAAAAACGAAGUAAUGGUGAAAGAAAUGGUUGAGAAACUUACGAAGGACAAAGUGAAAGCUGAUAAAAGCAAAUUACCCGGCAUUUGUGCUCUCGACUGGGAGUUCAACCAUAGCUCUAUAUUUGUUGAAAUGGAUACCCCAAGAGGGCUUUGUGGCACAAGGAGUAGUGCAGCAUUGAUCAUAGGUGCAGGUGGGGAAGUAAGCUUUUAUGAUAAAUAUCUGGAUGAGGGUGUGUGGUUUGAGAGAACCAUCGACUAUCAUCUCCACAAGCUCAAGUAGAUUUUGCUGCUCACG